CCAAGUCGGGUAUAAAAUUUGAAUGGGUGCUGUCUGGCGUCAGAAUUUACAAGGACGAGAAAAUGCCAUCUGGUCCUGUUAGAUUCCAUUGUGAGAAUAGUAGUGGAUGUACUUCUAAGCAUCAAUUCUGUUUUCCAAUGAAAAAUUUAGUUACGAGAAGAGUACGGUAAAAUCUACACAUUAGAGUACGAGGUGUAAAGAGAAAGAGAUAUAAAUAAAUCCACAAAAACAGGUUAAAAUUUUAUGAAACGUUAAAAAUUCUUGCAAAUGAUACUAUUAAAUAUUAGCAGAUGUUAUGUUUAUUCUUCUGCAGUGUUGCAUGAUAAAAAUAAUUAUUUUGUCUAUGAAACUAGUUGCUACCAUUUGACAAAUUAGAAAAUGACAAGCAGCUGGAAACUUGCCACAUCCAAGAUUCGUCUCUGCACUUUAUGAUCAUAUUUAAUGUGACUAGAGAAAAAACUGAUGCCGCAAUGAGCACAAAACUAAGCAAAUUAUCACUGUAACGAAAAUGUUCGAAAGAAAAGAAUCUUAGUAAUAUAAAUAUUUUAUUAUUUUUGAGAAUUUUUAUUUAAAAAAACCAUCUCAAACUGGAGGCCUUACUAAAGCACAUGCGCGAAGCCGCAUCCAGAAGGAGCGAAUUGGAGAGGGAACAUGCGGAAGCAUUGGCUGAAUUGCGGAGGAAACAGGAAGAUGUCAAGUACAUGCCCAUAUCCAACGAUGCCGAGAAAAAAAAAGCACAGGAAGCAGUUCAAGCGCUUGAGUCCAAGGUAAGAGAAUUACAAAAGAAAUGUGAAUUGCAAAACGUACGUCACGAAGAACUAGCCUUAGAGAUGGCCACUUUAAGAAAAGCACAAGCAAAACAAGGAUGGAGAUCUCAACGAUCCCAGUCUGCAGAUCUAACCCGAGAAAUAAAUUAUUCGAGUCCAACAGCAGACAAAUUCCUUUCCUCAGGAGAAACAUGGAAUAGUUCCCUUUCAUCUUCGACCUUAGGACUCUCUACAACAUCUUCGUCCCUUCCUUCUCUCGACUUAAAUUUUCCGAGAAGUUUAGGAUCGUCUUCAAUUCAUUCAACAUCAUCAUUAAGGUCAACAGGUUCACUGUCAUCAUCUACAGAUUUUACAAGUAGCAGAACUAAUUUUAUGUCGACGAAUCCGUUAGGAUCUUCAAAGACAACUGGUUCUACUAGCAGUUUGUCACUUCAUUCAUCUUCGCUGUUAGAUACGACGUCGCAUGAAAUUGAUCGUAUAUUAGCUAGAAUUGAUCAAGAUAAUCGAAUAUUAGCAGAAUUAGAAAAAUCUAGAGCAACCGUGGGUUCUCCCGUAUCAUCGGCUAAUAUCGAACGACUUCGAGCUCAUAUCGAAGAAGAUAACAAGCAGUUGGAAGACCUGACUCAGCCUCUGUUUCCUUUAAAGCCAUCAUAUUCAUCACCAGCUAUUGACCAAUUAUUGCAUGAGCCCCAUCGAAUGAAACAAAUGUAUUAUCAGCUGUCUAGACACAGAUCUCCGAUGAAACAAUCGGUUACGGUGCAGCAUUUGAAUCAGUUAAUGGAAAAGUUAGAACAGGAUAAUAAGAUUUUAGCCGAACUAGACCGUAAGAGAGCUAAUAUUGGAAUCAGUCCAGGAUCAGUUUUUACUCCAAUGACUAGCCAGGUAACGGUACCGACCAUAAAUGCUCCUGGAAGUAAUCUUUUGUCAAUGACGCCGUCCAGCAGUACGUGCAGCACACCACUUCCUACAAACACUUCGUUAUUGCCGAAUGUACCCACUUUUGGGGGAACUACAAUGCCCACUAUGUUUAACGCUCAAAUAGCCAAUACUUUACCAUACAAUGUGCCAUCGAUAAUACAACCUACAAUAACUCAAACAUUUAACAGAGACGAAAAUGCUAUUACUACAGAAGACAUCUUGAGAGCGGUCGACUAUAUAGAUUUGCCUGGAAGAGGUCGAUGCAAGAUUUAUAUAGCGCGUUAUAGUUAUGAUCCACUGAAACAGUCUCCUAAUGACAACCCCGAAGCAGAAUUAUCAUUGAAUGCUGGAGAUUAUUUAAUCAUUACUGGAGAAAUGGAUGAGGAUGGCUUCUUCGGCGGGGAGUUAUUGGAUGGCAGGAAAGGUUUAGUUCCCUCCAAUUUUGUGGAAAAAUUGACAGGUGAAGAUCUGUUCGAUUUUCAAGCAACCGUCAUUUAUGGUAAUAGAGAUUCUGAUGAUAGCAGCGCAAGUUAUACUUUCGCACCUGAUCUGGACUUAUCAGGGAGUGACGAUUUUCAUGUGUUACCGCCAGAAGAUUUCCAUCGGAUGAAUGAUUACAUAGAUCUUGAAGAUAUACAAGAAGUUGAUGAGGAAAAUUUAUCUGAUUUUGAAAGAGAAGGAGAAGGACUAGUUCCUCCACCUCCUCAACGACUCAUAUUAGAAAGACAAUUAAAUAAAAGUAUUUUAAUUGGCUGGCUUCCUCCAGAAACUAAUGUAAGCACAAUAGAUACAUAUCAUGUUUAUGUGGAUGGAGUUUUAAAAGCUAGCGUCAAAGCCACAGAAAGAACGAGGGCAUUAGUUGAAGGUGUAGAUUCAUUACAGCCACAUAGAAUAAGUGUCCGAUCAGUUGCGCCAACAGGCCAUCAUUCUCCAGAUGCGGCAUGCACAAUUGUUGUUGGAAAAGAUGUUCCAUUGGCUCCCAGCUGUGUUAAAGCUUCCAAUAUUACUUCAACUUCUGCAAUUAUUAGUUGGUUACCUAGCAACAGUAAUUUCCAGCACGUUGUGGCCGUUAAUAGUGUAGAACUAAGAUCUGUGAAACCUGGAACUUUCAGACAUACAAUAUCAGGUCUUGCACCAAAUACUACAUAUCGUGUCUCCGUAAGAGCAAAGCCAGGUAGACUUCUUUAUAAUGAUGAAAAAAAUCCAAGGAAAUUAGAAAUGCUGACAACAUAUGUAGAUUUUAAAACUCUUCCUAAAGGACUUCCUGAUCCCCCAUUAAAUAUUCAAAUAGAAGCUGGACCUCAGGAUGGAACAUUGUUAGUAACUUGGCUUCCUGUUAUUGUUAAUACAAGUGCCACAAAUGCAGCUCCAGUUACUGGGUAUGCAGUUUUUGCAGGUGGGAAAAAAAUAGCAGAAAUAGACAGCCCAUCAGGUGAUCAUGCAUUAUUAGAUAUGACAAUUUUACAGCCUUUUGACCGUAAAAGUGUUACUGUACGCACAAAAUCAGGGGAAAACAUGUCUUCUGAUUCCAUGCCUUGUGUUAUACCAAUAGAUUUACUUAGAGCACAUGCAAAGAGCAUGGUAUUCGCUAACAAGAAUGAGGAACGAAGCAAACGUGAGAGGCGAGGCUCUAGUUCCGAUUCUGAAUCGGACACAGAGCUAGCUGAACUUCUGAACCAUGUGACACGCAGGGCUCAAGCUUUUGAUCCCGUUGACUUAUCUCCAUUUGGGUCACAGAAGGGCUUAACAGAAGAUCAUGCAGAGGAUGGUAGUAGGUCAGAGCUGCCCGAUAUAGUGGAGGAGAUAGAAGAUGAAGCGGGAGAAAGGUUGGAGGAACGAGAGAAAUCACUUUCUAUUAAUGAAAAUGGCUUGGAUCAGGACAGAGAAAUGUCACAUGACAGAACAGAUACCAGAAUGAUACGCCAAUCACCCAGAAUUAUUGAUGUCAGAAAUAGAGACAGACUGCAAGAAAGAGCUUCACCACCAAGAAGUCAGAGGGAACAUAUGUAUAGGAUGGAAGAUACUUUACUCUCUGCCAAUGAGAAACGAAGAUUCAAUCGAUUAUUAAAUGAAAGGAGAAAUUCUUCAGGCCAAGUCAUUAUUGAACCUGAAGAUAAUUUAAGUGAUAAGGAAAUAUAUCCACCUACUCAUAUGACAAUUCCAUCUAUAGAAAUAACUAAAGAUACAACAAGUGAAGGCUGCAACUCUUUGGAAAAUUUUUCAGAAGAAGAAUACGAUUCACUUGCCAGACAUGACCGUCGUAUGGGUUCUACUCAUUAUUCAAGAACACACAAAUCGAAAAUGCAUGGCCAUUACUAUUCUGAUAUGACUACAAGGAGGCAUAUGCCACCAGAACACGAACAUGGCUACUACAAUCCAAGAAGUGCUUCACAUCGACGAAGUGAUGAUUAUCGUGGUAAUGAUUAUCGUGAAGGCAUGGGUUAUCAUGGUCGACAUCCAGAAUAUAGUACAAGAUCUUAUCCUCCAGAUAACAGAGCUAGAUGGUUUGUUGCAUUGUUUGAUUAUGAUCCCAUGACUAUGUCUCCAAAUCCAGAUGCUGCUGAAGAGGAACUUCCAUUUCAAGAAGGGCAACUCAUUAAGAUUUAUGGUGAUAAAGAUGCUGAUGGAUUUUACAGAGGGGAAGCUAAUGGACAAAUAGGUUAUGUGCCAUGCAAUAUGGUUUCAGAAGUUCAAGUUGAAGAAGAAGAUAUGUCACACCAAUUAAUAAAUGAAAAUGUAUCUUCCAGGUCCCAUCAUACACAUCAUUCAAUAGCUGCACAAGGUAACCGUGGUACCGAACAGUGGGGAAACAGCAUGCCAGUACGGAGGAUGGUGGCUUUAUAUGACUAUGACCCACAGGAACUGUCGCCAAAUGUUGAUGCAGAGAUGGAAUUAGCCUUCAGCACAGGUGACAUCAUCUACGUUUAUGGUGAGAUGGAUGAAGAUGGGUUCUUCAUGGGCGAACUGAAUGGUGUUCGGGGACUUGUACCCUCUAAUUUCCUGACAGAAGCACCCCCUGACUACCGUGACACUCGAACACGAGAGAAGCUGGGUCCCCCUGGUGUGGGGAAUAGUCACGAGAGGAGAUACAAUAUGCGAGGACCCCCAAUAGCACCAUCUACUCCACAUCAGCCCCGUCCAAAGACCCUUCAGACAAAGGACGCUUUGGUCCCGAACGUCCAAGAUAUGAGAGAGACAACUUUGAAAGGACCCACCAACUUCCUGACAGGGCUAUUCACACCUCAGAAAGAAGUUACUAUGACACAGGAAGAACUGUACAACGCUGGUAAACAAAGACCAACAACUCUUGACCUAAAAGGAAAAUUAUGGGCAUAUCAACCAUUUGGUGGAUCUGAAAACAAAGUUCCCCCAAAUCAAGUAGGUGAUUCGCAAUUGCAACAGGAAGAGAAGAAGGGAAUUUUAUCUUCGGUCAAGGACAUGUUCAAGCCUUUGUGGAGAAACUGAGAAAAUUCUAUACUAUAAAAAUUUGCAAAAUAAUAGCUUUUUUAAAUACUGCAUGAAUGAUAAAGAAUAAUUUAUAAUGAAUGAAUAUAGCUAAUAAGAAUAUCAUGGAAAUAGCUUCCAAGAUCAGAGCUUCCUUCUAAAUCCUCCAUGUGUUAUUUAUUAUGAAGUACAAAUGUUGCAUCUUGAAUAUUUCGUAAUUUGCACAAAAAAGUUCAAAUGUCAUUCAAGUUGCAACAUUUUGCUUUCAAAAAUUUUAUAUCAUCAUUUAGACAAAUGUCUCUUAUUCAAUUUCCAGAUAUUUGUAUUAUAUCAUUAAGGGAUAGGUCAUUAAAGUGCAGUAGCAAAAGAAUCCAGAUAUGGAAUAUUUUGUGCCUUUUAACUUAUACAGCUUGGUGAUAAUCAGUAUUAUGUUUUGUCAAAUGAAUUUAGUUUUAAAUAGAAAAGUGAGAAGGAUAUAAACACAUAAAUGACAAUUUUCUGUCAUAUGUCAUUAUCAAUUUAAGAUAAGCCAUCUGCAGUUUUAUUAACUGGUAAUGUGUUCCUUGCAUGAUAAAAUUUGCCAAGAGAUCAUACUUACAAAGAAACAAACAAACAAUUAGUCUCAGUGGAAUCUUAAACUUUUCUCUUAUUAUAUGUGAUUCAAAAUUGUCCAAAAUACAUUUCAUUAAUUGAUAUCUGUUUAUAACUGGUAGGUAAAAUCAAUGAAAAUGAAAAAGCCAAUAUAGUAUUAAACAGCCAGGUGAUUAUCUUUUUCAAAGAGAUAAUGUUCUCUUUGCACAUAUCUCCUUUGUGGUACUGUGGUAUUUUGUGUGGGUAUUUUCAUGUGCCACACUGAGCACGAAUGUGUAAUUUGUUUAUACUUUUAUUGAUAGUAUCAAUCAUUGUAAAUAAAGUCAUUCUCAUUAGUGUAAAUUGCUGUGUGUUAUAUUGGAAAUGUACUUUUGUUUUAUUUGCUUAC
Molecule: messenger RNA, 6108 nt
Organism: Centruroides sculpturatus (bark scorpion)
Lineage: Eukaryota; Metazoa; Arthropoda; Arachnida; Scorpiones; Buthidae
Product: RIMS-binding protein 2-like
Exons: 28
Coding region: 609-5150 (1513 amino acids)
Biological process (GO): neuromuscular synaptic transmission
Molecular function (GO): protein binding
Source: RefSeq, a predicted model, not a curated record